Messenger RNA from Megalobrama amblycephala (Wuchang bream), 4310 nucleotides. Its product is annotated as NACHT, LRR and PYD domains-containing protein 3-like. Gene Ontology annotation, molecular function: protein binding. NCBI's taxonomy places the organism in Eukaryota, Metazoa, Chordata, Actinopteri, Cypriniformes, Xenocyprididae. The record is from RefSeq and is a predicted model, not a curated record. The coding region runs from base 1136 to 4060 and encodes 974 amino acids. The transcript has 12 exons.
GCGUAAAAAGCGGCGCUUUUCAUGCACGCUAAAACACCGUUAAACACGGCGUCAUUGACGGAUUUUCGCACAUUUUUUACGGUGUUUGUAAUCACAAUGGCGUAUUUUGCGGCGCAAAUACUGUUUAAAAUGCCGUAUUUGACGGCGUUAGAUUGUAAACGCGAUUAAUCUAUAGCGUAAUUCUGACCCUUUUGGCUUGCGAUAUGCAGAAGAGAUGUCAUGCGUGUGCGCGGGUUUAAAAUUAGCUCGUGGGCUCCCGUUUCCUCGUGUGUAGAUCUGUUAUCCUCUCGCGGAAGUGAUUUACUGCGCGCGCAAGCAUCAGUUGUGCGCUCGGUCAUUACUGGUAUUAUAAUGCCGCCAUAGAUUAACUAAAAUUUAUUGUUGAGAAAGAGACCAAGUAUCUUACUGAAAAUCUACAUUUUAAAAUCACUAUGCAAUGAAAAUAUAUUUAAACUACUUUGAUUUUGUCCAUGAUAGGGUGGAAAUAUUUUGUGGUUUGCUCAUACAUUGUCUGCUUACAGUUAAUUUACAAAAAGUGCUGGAGCUUGACCAACAUGCAUUUCUAGCAAGGUCUCCUUAAUACAACAAAUAUGACGUUAAAUGGAAAAUCUCAACUUUUUAUUUGGGAAAUUGUGAAGUUUCAAAGGCACUUUAUUUGACCCCCUCCUCCAAACAUCAGGAUUUAUUAAUUAUUUAAGGUGUCUUAAUAAUUUCUGUCCUUCCCUCUUGAUGCAGUUUGACCAUUUCAGUAAAAGCGGUCCAAAAUGCAAUUAAGUUUUUAUAGCAGGAAAAAUAAAUAAAAACUGUUAAUCUGAUUCUUUCAGGUUUAUGUCACACCAAUCUUCCACAUUUGCGCUGUGGUGCUGAACGCGCUGGAAAUUAAUAUUUUUUAAAUAAAGUCGUAAAUUGUUUUUUGCUCAAACAAAGCACUCGAGUCGCUUCAUGAAACUGUGGUUAAACCACUGGAGUCACAUGGAGUAGCCUACUUUAAUGAUGUCUAUAUAUGAGGGAGAAAUCGUACAGACUUCAUUAAAAUGAUCUUCAUUUGUGUUCUGAAGAUGAACGAAAGUCUUACUGGCGACAUGAGGAGUCAGUGGAGGAGAUCAAACUCAUCAGAUUCUUCUGCAGCUUCAUCAUGGGUGAUUCACAAGGAUCCAGAGAUGGAGAUUUUUCUCCAGGAUGCAGUUCAGUCCAGCAGAAGAGCUCAAACCCAGAGUCCAGCUGUGUGUCUGUGAAGAGUAACUGCUCUAUGGAUCUGCCAAUGAAGUUUAAGAGUGGAAACACACAGCCUGAUCCCAGGUCAAAUCUUUUAUCCAGUCCAGUUAAAAACAAAACUGUGAACAUGCCUGUGAUUCAACCACAAGACUUUAAUGAAAGCAUGAAUCCUGGUUUCAGCCAUGACUCUAAACCUGAGGUCUUAAACACACUGAGAUCAAAUCUGAGAAAGAAGUUUGAGUGUCUGUAUGAGGGAAUAUCAAAGCAGGGAAACCCAACACUCCUGAAUGAGAUCUACACAGAGCUCUACAUCACAGAGAGUGAAAGUGGAGAGAUCAGUAAUGAGCAUGAGGUGAGACAGAUUGAGACACAGUCCAGGAGAGCAGAAACAGAGGACACACCGAUCAAAUACUGUGACAUCUUUAGACCUUUACCUGGACAAGACAAACCCAUCAGAACUGUGCUGACAAAGGGAGUCGCUGGCAUUGGAAAAACAGUCUCAGUGCAGAAGUUCAUCCUGGACUGGGCUGAAGGGAAAGAGAAUCAGGACAUCCAGCUCAUAUUUCCACUUCCAUUCAGAGAGCUCAACUUGAUGAAGGACAAAACACUCAGUCUUUCAGAUCUUCUUCAUGUCUUUUUCCCUGAAACAAAAGAAAUGGAAAUAUCCAGUGAUAAGUAUAAAGUUUCCUUCAUCUUUGAUGGUCUGGAUGAGUGUCGUCUGUCUCUGGAUUUUCAGAGCGAUGUGAGGUUGUGUGAUGUGACUGAAUCAGCCUCAGUGGACGUGCUGCUGACGAACCUCAUUGCGGGGAAUCUGCUUCCCUCUGCUCUCAUCUGGAUCACCUCCAGACCAGCAGCAGCUGAUCUCAUCCCCUCUGAGUGUGUCCAUCGAGUGACAGAGGUACGAGGCUUCAAUGAGCCACAGAAGGAGGAAUACUUCAGGAAGAGAAUCAGUGAUCAGAGUCUGGCCAACAGGAUCAUCUCACACCUGGAGUCAUCAAGGAGCCUCUUUAUUAUGUGUCACAUCCCAGUGUUCUGCUGGAUCUCAGCCACUGUUCUAGAGAAGAUGUUGAGGAAAUCGUGGAAAGGAAAGAUUCCCAAGACUCUGACUCAAAUGUACACACACUUCCUGAUCCUUCAGACCAACAUCAAACAUGAGAAGGACUAUGAGAAGAAAGUGAAAGAUGAAGACAUGAUUGUCAAACUGGGGAAACUGGCAUUUCAGCAGCUUGUGAAAGGCAACCUGAUCUUCUAUGAGGAAGACCUGAGAGAGUGUGGCAUUGAUGUGACAGAAGCAUCAGUGUACUCAGGAUUGUGCACUCAGAUCUUCAGAGAGGAGUUGGGCUUGUAUCAGGGGAAAGUCUUCUGCUUUGUUCAUCUGAGCAUUCAGGAACAUCUAGCAGCUCUAUAUGUGCAUCUCUCCUUUAUGAACAAGAACAUCAAUGUGUUUGACCAGAUUACCAAACCAACUAAAGCCUCACUAUCUGACCUCCAUCAGAGAGCUGUGGAUGAGGCUUUAGACAGUAAAAAUGGGCAUCUGGGCCUUUUCCUCCGCUUCCUUCUGGGUCUGUCAGUGAAGUCUAGUCAGAGUCUCUUACAAGAACUAAUGACACAGACAGGAAACAGCUCUCACAACAAUGAGAAAACAGUUCACUAUAUCAAAGAGAAGAUAAGUGAGAAUCCCUCUCCAGAUAAAUACAUCAAUCUGUUUCACUGUCUGAAUGAACUGGGUGAUCUUUCACUAGUGAAUGAAGCUCAACCUCGUAUGAGCUCUAGAGGAUUACGCACUGUGAAACUCUCCUCAUCUCAGUGGUCAGCUUUAGUUUUUGUGUUUUUGACCUCAGAGCGGACAAUGCAGGAGUUUAUCCUGAGCAGCUUAAUUGGAGCCAAAAAUGAUCAUGACGCAGUAAAUACAGCAGAUGAAGUUCUUCAGAAGCUGCUGCCUGUGGUUACAGCAACUAGAUCAGCUGUGUUGAGUGAUUGUGGUGUCACAGAUGAAGGUUGUGCUGCUCUGACUUCAGCUCUAAGAUUAAACCCCUCACACCUAAGAAAACUGAAUAUGUCUGGGAAUAAUCUAGGAGACUCUGGAGUGAAGCUAUUUUCUACUGUACUGGAGAAUCCUCACUGCAAACUGGAGUAUCUGGGGUUCUGGGAUUGUGGUGUCACAGAUGAAGGUUGUGCUGCUCUGACUUCGGCUCUGAGAUCAAACCCCUCACACCUGAGAUAUCUGAAUCUGUCUUUGAAUAAUCUAGGAGAUUUGGGAGUAAAGCUGUUGUCUGCCAUACUGGAGAAUCCUCACUGUAAACUGCAGGAUCUGUGGUUGUGGGAUUGUGGUGUCACAGGUGAAGGUUGUGCUCCUCUGGCUUCAGCUCUGAGAUCAAACCCCUCACACCUGAGACUACUGGAUCUGUCUGGGAAUAAACUUGGAGACUCAGGAGCGAAGGUGAUUUCUGCUGUACUGGAGAAUCCUUACUGUAAACUGGAGGAUCUGUGGUUGAGUAAGUGUGGUGUCACAGAUGAAGGUUGUGCUGCUCUGGCUUCAGCUUUGAGAUCAAACCCCUCACACCUGAGAAAACUGCAUCUGACUGGGAAUAAACUAGGAGACUCGGGAGUGAAGCUGCUUUCUGCUGUACUGGAGAAUCCUCACUGUAAACUGGAGACAUUGAGGUUGAGGGAUUGUGGUGUCACAGAUGAAGGUUGUGCUGCUCUGGCUUCAGCUCUGAGAUCAAACCCCUCACACCUGAGGGAACUGAGUCUGUCUGAGAAUAAACUUGGAGACUCAGGAAUGAAGCUGCUCUUUGAUCUGAAGGAUGAUCCACAUUAUAAACUGGAAACACUAUGCACAUGACAGUCUGAUCUCCUCAUGACCAUUUGAUGGUAAAUAAGGAUCCACUACAGAGACUCAUGGUCAACAGAAUCAACAGACUGAAGAUACAGUGACUUCACUGUUAUAAAUUAAGAUUUCAACAAUCCUCUGACAGACCUGAUUAGAUAGCAGUGAAGAACCUUUUAUUUCAGAGCAACAAAUUACAGUUUCUCAUUCGUUUUUUCCCCCAGUUUUCAUGAGCUGUACUCAAAGAUCUAAGACUUUUUCUAUG